Molecule: messenger RNA, 768 nt
Organism: Lycium ferocissimum
Lineage: Eukaryota; Viridiplantae; Streptophyta; Magnoliopsida; Solanales; Solanaceae
Exons: 1
Coding region: 1-768 (255 amino acids)
Biological process (GO): protein ubiquitination
Cellular component (GO): cytoplasm
Molecular function (GO): ubiquitin protein ligase activity
Source: RefSeq, a predicted model, not a curated record
AUGGAGGCUAUUUUCACAUACAAUGAUCAUCCCUCCUCAGUUGCAAGAGUCGUUAUUCGACAAUCAAGAAACAAUAAUGAUAUUAUUAAUCCUUUAGCCGUUCAAUUUCAAAACUUAAGCAUCAACAACCAUAAUAAUAAUACUCAUAUUACUAAUUUACCCACUUUAGCCAUUUACUUUCACCUUCAUACUCAUGACACAUAUUGGUAUAGACCUUCACAUCAUGAGAGUUUACAAUUUCAAGGACAACAAACUCAUAUCAAAUCACGUACUCUCAAUCUUGACCCUUCAGAAUACAUGUCAUAUGGUAUGUUCUACUCUUUCAUGCUAGCACAUCUACUCGACGACGAAUGGGGUGAGGAGUCUGAUCGUAAUUAUCGUUACGUUGUCAUCCAUGAUAUGAUUAGUACAUUGAGGGAAUUUGCUGAUCAUGAGUCUAACAAGGGUCGUCAGAAGUUGAAGGUGUUCGUUGGUGUAACUGUGACCGUUCACCAUCAUCUUGAUGAGAGAAUUUUGUUUGAAGAGUCGUCAAACAAUAGGAUGAUACCAGCAAGCAAGUCAUCAAUGCAGUUGCUAAAGAGAAUGGAAGUUGAUGGAAGUAUUAUGAUGAAUGAGGACUGUGUGAUUUGUUUAGAAGAUCUUGGAAAGAAGCAGAGAGAAUUGUUGUGCAUGCCUUGCUCACACAUCUUUCAUGGAGAUUGCAUUACAAAAUGGUUAGAGAAUGGUCAUUGUUGCCCCAUUUGCCGCUAUCAAAUGCCAACCAAAUAG